AUGGCACUGUUUACUAGAAGCCAAUUUGUGCAAUUCGGGACGCUUUUAUCGUUAUGUAUCCAUUUAGUGCGCGCUGUUCAAUAUGGCGAAAACCACGCUCCAGUCGAAAAGGACGAGGAGCUUGUGGCGGCCAACUUCCCGGAUACCAAUGAAACGCUGCUCUCGCCGGCGUUUGUGAGCCCGGAGACGGUGCUCCCUGGCUUUGCCAAUGGCACUGAUGGCCCGACUGAUGAUGCUACGCUUGACUCCUUCCUCCGUUCCAUCGCGGAGCGAAACGACUGGGCACAAUACAAAACUGCGGACUUCACCUCGGAAGAGGGCCGCGCGUUCCCCUACGUGCUCCUAUCAUCCCCUUCUUCUCCUUCCACUCCUUCCGCUACUCCGCAAGAAGGGGUACUGACACAGAAGCCCAAACUGCGCGUCUGGAUCCAAGGCGGCGUCCACGGCAACGAGCCGGCCGGCGACCAGGCCGUCCUCGCGCUGCUGGGCAAGCUCGACGCCGACCAGGCCUACACGGCGCACCUGCUGUCGCGCCUCGACGUCGCGCUGCUCCCGCGCUACAACCCCGACGGCGUCGCGUACUUCCAGCGCGCGCUCGCGAGCAACCUCGACCCGAACCGCGAGCACACGAAGCUCGCGCGCGCGAUGUCGCGGGGCCACAAGCGGCUGCUGAGUUCCUUUGCGCCGCACGUGACGGUCGACGUGCACGAGUUCACGGGGACGAGGCCGGUUGGGCCGGGGGGAGGGUACAAGCACGGCAUGGAUGCGCUGGUCGCGGCGGGGAAGAAUCUAAACACGCACGAGGACAUUCGGAAUAUCUCCGAGGCGCUGUUUGCGGCGGGUGUUGGGGAGAGGUUGGGGGAGAGGGGGUUUCGGUGGGAGCCGUACUUCACGGGCGCGGGGGAAGUGGAUGAGGGGGGAGGGGAGAUGAUGGUGUUGCGGGAGGCGGGGAGUGAUGCGAAGGCGGGGAGGAACAGCUAUGCGUUGGCGCAGUCGGUGACGAUUCUUUGUGAGGUGAGGGGGAUAAGGUUGGCGGAUCAGCAUUGGAGGAGGAGGGUGGCGACGGCGGUGACGAUGGUGGGGGCGGUGCUGGAUAUUGCGAGGGAGAAUGUGGAGGAGGUUUAUGAGACGGUCGAAACCGCCAUCCAAAAAUUCAUCACCAGCACCUCCCCCAUCGUGCUAACCGACUAUCCCAACCCCACCACCCGCAACAUCACCUUCAUCAACCGCACCUCCGGCGCCCUCGCCUCCGUCCCCGUCACCUUCCUCAGCACCACCCCCACCACCGCAAACCUCACCCGCGCCCGCCCGGCCGCGUACCUCAUCCCCCCCGCGUGGUCUCCGCUCGCGGAACGCUUACGCGACGCCGGGGUCGUGGUCGAGACGCUGGGGGAGGGGGGGUACAGGGGCCCGGUGGAGAAGCUGCGCAUAACGGGGGCGGAAGUGGCGGGGGCGUACUACGAGGGUGCGGUGCAGGUCACGGUGACGACGGAGGCAGAAGGGGGCGAGGUGGUGCUGCCGCCCGGUAGCUUCCGGGUCGAUGCGGCGCAGAAGAACGCGGCGCUGGCGUUUGUGGCGCUGGAGCCGGAGAAUGUGGAUUCGUUUGUUAGGUUCAAUUUGAUCCCCGUGCAGGUGGGGGAUGUUUAUCCGGUUUAUAGGGUUCUGAGAACGUGA
Molecule: messenger RNA, 1674 nt
Organism: Hypoxylon fragiforme
Lineage: Eukaryota; Fungi; Ascomycota; Sordariomycetes; Xylariales; Hypoxylaceae
Product: Zn-dependent exopeptidase
Exons: 3
Coding region: 1-1674 (557 amino acids)
Biological process (GO): proteolysis
Molecular function (GO): zinc ion binding; metallocarboxypeptidase activity
Source: RefSeq, a predicted model, not a curated record